UUUUUUACAUCUUUUUUUAUAGGAGAUUGAAUUGCUUCCCCCAUCGUUGCUUAACACUUCGAGUGCUCGUCAAGUGUCAGAAUGGUACAGGAGAUCCUUUCAGGAAUUGCUUUGUUUUGAAAGUUCAAAAGGGGACGAUCAGGAUAUAUUUAAGUGUGAAGCGAUCUCCUAAUAACGGGGUACUACAAUUAUUGUUGCAGAUUCAACGAUCAGCUCCAAGUCAUUUUGAAACGACACAGCAAUGUUGUGCAGGUUUGUUUAAAUGCCAAAAAUAUAUUUUCGGACCUGAGGGGUUUUUACUAACUUUUUUAGUCUGACAAGACAAGUGACAAAAUUCUUGCCAGAAUUUCUUAUAAAAUUCACUUUUCGAUUAAGAUUUUUAUUAAAAUUUCUCUUCCUUUUGGGGUUUCCAUUUGAAAUUCUGGCAAUUGUCCUAAUCAGCUUAUUUUUGAAAAUUACCCCCAAGUUUUCCAAAAAAAGUUUAUUACCUUUUUUCCAAUCAAAAAGACAAUGGCAGAGGGUUUAAUAGAACUAAAAUCAUCUGGUGGUGUAGACAUUGGAAGUGAACAAAGCAUUCAAUAUUUCCUUGAUCGCUUCUAUUUGAAUCGAAUCUCCAUUCGAAUGCUUCAAUAUCAACAUUUGGUUGUUUUUGGCUCAGUUUUACCAGAAUCUCCUAACCAUGUUGGAUGUAUAGAUCCAGUUUGUGAUGUAACUUCCGUUGUUCAAGAUGCCUAUGAAAAUGCUCGAUUUCUCUGUGAUCGUUAUUAUUUGAAUGCACCACAAUUGGAAUUGGAUUGUUUAAACGCCCUUUCGCCGGGUAAAAAAUUGUCUGUAGUAAUUGUGCCGUCACAUCUUUACCACAUUAUGUUUGAAUUAUUUAAGAAUGCAAUGCGUGCAACGGUGGAACACGUUGGAAUGGAUGAGGAUUUACCUCCUAUAAAAGUUAGAGUAGUGCGAGGUAAUGAAGAUCUCUCAAUAAAGUUAAGCGAUAAAGGUGGUGGAGUCCCUAGAAGUAUUAUAAGUCGAUUAUUCGAUUAUAUGUAUAGCACAGCACCACCCCCUCCAAGAGAUGGAAGUCAAGCACCUCUUGCUGGUUAUGGGUAUGGAUUGCCUUUGUCUAGGCUUUAUGCACGAUAUUUUCAUGGAGAUAUGUUUCUCGUUUCGAUGGAAGGAUAUGGAACUGACGGUUUUUUACUUAAAACAUUAUAAAUAACAAGGGAGAAAAUAUUAAUAUAGGAAUUCAGAAAACAAAUUUUUUGAGGAGAAUUGAGAAAAUGACUUUCAUUCGUGUUUUGUCGUAGGUUAAAGCCACCACUCGAUCGAAACUUAUGGAAUUUUUUAGUCCCGGUUUCUGCUAAAUUCUUGGGAUCUGUGGAACUAAUUAUCAUUCUAAUCUUUUGGCUUCGUCCUUCUGUUUACUUUUCCAUUUUUAGCUUGUGUCUAUCUAAAAGCAGUUUCUGUAGAAGCACAAGAAGUACUUCCCAUCUUUUCGGCAUCUUCUAAACAGCAAUUGACACGUGGACCUUUAAUUGGUGAUUGGACGGGUACAACACAUCACCAUUUUGG
Meloidogyne enterolobii is the source of this 1566-nucleotide messenger RNA. The record is from the annotation of a GenBank genome assembly. Lineage: Eukaryota; Metazoa; Nematoda; Chromadorea; Rhabditida; Meloidogynidae.